CAAUCGUUGUUUUGCAAUAGUGUCGGGCAUGACCGGAACACAAACCGGCCUUUAGUCAGAGUCACGUGCUGUUAAGGUAGCUCCGCCUGAUGGCUCCUGACCAGGAACGACAUGUCUUGGAGCUCACCCCGGUACAACAAACGAAAGUAGUGAAUAUGAUGGCUCUCAUGUUCAUGACCAAAGCACCCAUAGCCGUCAAAAUGAUUCUUUGAGCUUUGUCGACGUCACGCUCUCGACGUGUGCUUGUUGGGUGGAGAACGAGAAGUGGAAUGGAUCUGAAACCGAGAAUAACCUUUUGAGUUCGAUAUCCAGUAGUUAAAAAGUUCGCCUUGAAGAUUAUGAAGCCUGUCAAAUCCUUGUGUUAUCAUCUUGGCUUCUAUCCGCGUAUCCGGAUGAUUUUUGCUGGGAACAGAUGUUCCCUCGUCUCGCAGUGCAAGGUGUAAAGUUCCGAGACAAUUGAUGCACAGCAGAACUUCCUGUCAUCAUUCCACGAUGCAAAGCUGAUUUGUUUUGGUCGCUUUGCGAGCCAGAGAGCAGUCAAAAUCAACCAGCUCGGAUUGAUCAUUGUCUUCAUCCAGCGCCAAUUGUGGCGUCAGAAGAAGCUUUUGGCCGCCGGACUUGGCUCCCAUGAUCUCCAAUGGCAAGCUUUUGCGGCUUCAAAUUCCACGCCUUGACUGCCCAAAAUGGUUCAGUGUUUCUUGGCCACCAUGGAUGUUCGCUUGGCUCCGUCAUUAAGAUAUGGAAAAUCGCGUGCCAGAACAACACCUCAUCUUUUUCAACAACACUUCCUCUAAACAUGUUGUCUCGGAAGACUGCGGAAAAUACAAAAAUACUGUCCAGCGACAAUGCUCGGAUUGCACACGAAGACACGGAAUUGGCCUGUGAAUAACCAGACGGCUCGCUGCCGUGCCGGUUUUGCGCGUUUUGAAAAUAUGACAGCAGUGGAUUCGAUCUCACCUGACUGGAUGUUUGUCAGGACCUCCAUUUCUAUCCGAACAGAGAAAUCCUCUAUGUGUAAAGGAGGCGCAUGAAAAUGAGAUCCACGUGUGGUCAUGAGCAGCACUUAUAGGAUGAAGAGAGCGCCCCUCUUCAUCUGAAAAUUCAUUCCAGAGGUUCGGCAGACUCCUGUCAUCCACACUUCAUUAUCGCGCCCCUCAGAUGGCCUAACAAUUAUAACAGACUUUCCCACAAAGGAGUUGUUAUUGGACCACGCCACCUGCUUCAGGCCAAGAUUGCGCGGGCGGAUGCCUCCCUGGCCCUGCAUAUACUAAGCUUCCUCGGCGUAUCCGCAAGCUUUUGCCAAUAUCUCCCCGUCAUCUGGGAAUAGAUGUCAAAUUGUUUGAGGUCUCUUGAAUCCUCAUUCAAUCAGCCUGCUCACACACCCCACGUGUUGAUUUUGUCUCCAUAUUUCUCAAUCGCGGGCUCGGGGUAGUGCCCGCUUUGGACGCUGGGAUAAGCUCUGGGGAUGCUUGAUUGGUGGUGAGGCGUUUCGUCGGCGGUCGUCCAAAUGGGGAUCUGUUCACACGAGCUGCCCAGAGGUCUGGCACCGCCCCUGGACAAGAAGUAAAUAUUCCCGCUAACACGAAUAUUCACCUGUUCAUGCACGUUUGCCUUUCGCUCUGGUGGCCGGAGUACUUGCUACGGGGCGAUUCGAACAUGUACAUAUAUUGGAUGCAUCCCCUCCUGCAUCAUGAUCCUGUAGGCUACUCCCCAGGACAAGACCCUCGAAACUACCGAUACAAUGGCUGAAGUCAGAGCAGACGGAACUACAGCAGGCGGUAACGCUGCCUUCCACAACUUUCACAAUGACUUCGCACACAUCCAAGAUCCUAACGAGCGUCGAAGACUUGCUCUCGCAGAGAUCGAUAAGGCUCCCUUUGGAUGGUACCAUGUUCGUGCUAUUGUUGUAGCCGGUGUUGGUUUCUUCACAGACCAAUAUGAUAUCUUCACUGCGUCUUUCCUGACCAUUAUGUUGGGCAUUGUCUACGAACAUGGCAACAAUGGAAAGCUUCACGUCGCUCAAGAUACCGCCAUCAAGGUCGCCACAUCCGCAGGAACCGUUCUUGGACAAUUUGGUUUCGGAGCCCUGGCUGAUAUCCUCGGACGAAAGAAGAUGUACGGAAUCGAAUUGAUCCUGAUCAUCAUUGCCACACUCGCGCAAACCAUGCUUGGCACAGGACCUGGAGUUUCAAUCGUUGGAACAAUCAUUUUUUGGAGAGUAAUCAUGGGAAUCGGUAUUGGUGGAGACUACCCUCUAUCAUCUAUCAUCACCUCCGAAUUUGCAACUACCAAAUGGCGAGGAGCAAUGAUGGGUGCUGUUUUCUCCAUGCAAGGUUUCGGUCAACUUGGUGGGGCUCUUGUCAUGUUAAUCGUCGUUGUUGGUUUCAAGGGGUCCCUUGAGUCUGCUGCUACCUAUGGCAAAUGUUCUGGAGUCUGCGGUUUGGCUGUUGACAAGAUGUGGCGUAUCCUUAUCGGAAUGGGCGCUGUGCCAGCUGUGAUUGCACUCUACUUCCGCCUCACCAUCCCUGAAACCCCCCGCUACACAUUUGAUAUUGCUCGAGAUGUUGAGAAAGCCAACGUCGAUGUUGCAGCUUACAUUAACGGCAAGCCAUCUGGCGUAGUCUCAGAUGAUGCAAUCGCACAUGUGAAGCAAGAUGCAGCCGCACUUGAGGUUCCCAAAGCGAGCUUCCGCGACUUCAUCAGCUUUUACGGCACAUGGAAGAAUGGUAAAAUUCUACUCGGCACGGCUGGAUCAUGGUUUUUCUUGGACGUUGCUUUCUAUGGUCUUGGUUUGAACAGUGCCACUGUUCUUACUGCUAUCGGCUACGGAACAGGUCCAACUGUUUACAAGAUCCUCUACAACCUCGCUGCCGGAAAUUGCAUCCUCAUCGCAGCUGGUGCAAUUCCUGGAUAUUGGACCACCGUCGCAACUGUUGACACUAUUGGACGCAAACCUAUUCAACUCGGAGGCUUCAUUAUCUUGACCAUACUCUUCAUCGUAUGGGGUUUCGAUUUCAAGAACCUCUCUGGCCACGAUCAAUUAGGGUUCUACAUCCUCAUCCAAUUCUUCUUCAACUUCGGUCCAAACGCAACAACAUUCAUCGUCCCCGGCGAGUGUUUCCCAACACGAUACCGCUCCACAUCUCACGGCUUCUCCGCCGGAAUGGGCAAGAUCGGAUCCAUCAUCGCACAAGCCGCCAUCGCACCUCUCCGUACUCGCGGUGCGACCAAGACCAACGCCAGUCCUUGGCAAAACCAUGUCAUGCAGAUCUACGCCCUUUUCAUGUUCCUCGGUAUCUUCACCACGCUGCUCAUCCCUGAGACUAAGCGCAAGACUCUCGAAGAGCUGUCUGGAGAGUAUGAUCUCAAGGGAGAGACUAUGACUGCUGUUCCUAUUUCAGGGGAGACUAAGACGGUGGGUGGAGACAGUCAGGAGGCGAAGAGUCUUUAAAUGUAUACAUAGAAAGGGGGACAUCGUGUAGCUGCAUAGUGCCCAGUUGUGACGACUUGCACGCACGAGUCUACAAUUUGAACAACAUCAAUAGAAUUAAUUUUCUUUGUAAUAGAUCAGCAUUACAUUUUCAAAAAUAGCCGUUACAUCAUUUUCAAUAAUUUAUUUCAUCCAGAG
Molecule: messenger RNA, 3628 nt
Organism: Cadophora gregata
Lineage: Eukaryota; Fungi; Ascomycota; Leotiomycetes; Helotiales; Ploettnerulaceae
Product: Inorganic phosphate transporter pho84
Exons: 5
Coding region: 1742-3451 (569 amino acids)
Biological process (GO): phosphate ion transport; transmembrane transport
Cellular component (GO): membrane
Molecular function (GO): phosphate transmembrane transporter activity
Source: RefSeq, a predicted model, not a curated record